GCAGGCUGUUGGUUCUGAUAGAGUUCAGAUGGGCUGCUCUGCUGGAGGCAGACGGACAAACACUGGGCUUUUAUUUUCUAUAUAUUUUAAUAUGCUUGAGGUUCACAGCAGAACAGGAAACCAGAAUUUGCAGUGAUCAAACUUGGAGUGAAUCCGUCAUCCAUGGAGUCCAAUCUGUCCGAGCUGUCCUCCGUCGAGGACGAGAGCCUCUACAUCCAGCCUCACUACCGGGAGUCGUACCGCCUGGCCGUCUACGCCCUGCUGUGCGGCGGCAUCGACGCCUACGAGGAGUACCUGCAGGCGGAGCAGGUCAGCCACUUCCUGUCCGAGGAGGAGAUCCGCUUCAUUUUGGAAAGCGCAGAGCUACCGGCUGUGGAUGAGGACUCAGGAAACGCAGACCGGGUCAGCCCCUCUACCUACUUCCCCAGCGAGUCCGAUGAGGAGGUUCCGGAGCUGGAGCUGGGCUGGCCGCAGGCCCGGCCGGACGCCGCCGACACCAGCAUCAGCCUGCUGUUCCACCCGCCCCGGCAGAACACGCCGACCAUUAAAGAGGUGGUGCGGAAACAGAUCCAGCAGGCGCGACAGAUUGUUGCCAUAGCGAUGGACGUUUUCACCGAUGUGGACAUUUUUAAGGAGCUAAUCAGCGCGGCUCUCAGAGGGGUGAUAGUCUACAUCCUCCUGGAUGACUCCCGGGUCAGCAGCUUCCUCAACAUGUCACGCAGUAUGGGCAUUAACCUCCAUGACAUCAAGAGCCUUCGUGUUCGGACGGUUCAGGGGGAACAGUAUCAGUGUCGGUCGGCAGCGAAGUUUCAUGGAGGCUUGGAACAGCGGUUUAUUCUGGUGGACUGCCAGACGGUUUUAUAUGGAACAUAUAGCUACACCUGGUCCUUUGAGAAGAUCAACCUGAGCAUGGUCCUAGUUAUUACCGGUCAACUAGUUUCUUCCUACGAUGAGGAGUUCAGAAGAUUAUAUGGUCGAUCCAUAAUUCCUGAAGCUCUGUCCACUGGGAGUCUUACAUCUACGUACCCAAAGUCCAGUCAGCUUUCUCUCAAUCUUCACAUGAAAUCCAGACCUAACAUGACAGUUUCAAUAAACGACAGGUUUAAUGAUGCAGCCACUUUAAACAGGGGCUUCAGUGUGCAGGAGAUGCUGCAUCAGUCUCACUUUACAGACACAGGGAACUUAAUGAGAGGUCACAGUUAUGGUGGCGAUUUGCAGAAGUUGAAUUCCACGAGUCGCCUGAGAAUGGGAACCAAGAACCUUGGAGUUCCUCUUUCUGGCACCCCCCUAAGGCACAGCAGAGACGUGCAGCAACCAAACAGACCAUCUCAGCAGCACCUGAGGCACCAGACUCGCUAUGGCACAGACCACAAUCUGAUACCGUUCAACUCUGAAACAUCUCUUAACAAAUGGAAGAUGGACACAUACCUAAUACAGAGCGAUAUACCUCCUGAUGCAGAGCCCCCUGUGAGUAGUCCACAUAGCAGUUACAUGGGCUUAAAUGAGUAUCAGUCACAGAUGAUUCACAACAGGUCGAUGAACAUUAAGUCUAGAAUGGAGGAAACGAGGCUAAAAAGGCUAAGCUUGCAGGAGCAUGCCAAUCUCAGGCAAAGUCAAGAAUCGUUGCGAUCCUUGCACUCAACUGCAGAAAGACCGCAACAUAUGAGAACCCAUCGUGGAAGACCGAGGGGUGUAGAAAUGAAUCCAAAUACAGAAAACACUCUCAAUCUGAAAGACAAUGAACUGUUUAAGGAAUCUGACAGAACAGAACAAUGUUUCAUGGAUAGUAAACGCUCGGCCUCUCACAGCAAUAUCAAAAUGGGUGCCGAUCGAAAGGCGAUGCCUGUGCACAACUAUGCUCCUGCAGGGACACAAUCAGAUACUGGAUUAGAUUCAAAACUCAGUGAUUCAACUCUCAAGAUCUCUAGUUUAAUUUCUGGCAGUCUCAGGCAGUCCAGGGUGAUGGAGUCUUUGACCGAGAUGCCUGAAGAAAAAGAGGCAUUAAACGCUCGUGGUGAUCGCUUUGAAUCAGCACUUAGAGACAAAAAUGAAAUGAGAUUUGAAGAUGAGAAUGUUGUCCAGGGAGAACACCUUAAGAAAUCAAGCUUACCUGUAGAAUCAAAUCAUCAUCAUAGGGCUGGUGAAAGUUAUGGUUCGAUCCAAAAUAAAAUAGACUCACCUCCUCCAAGAGAAGGAAACAAAUCCCUUCAUGUACCCUCAGCAGAAUUUGGUUGUCCUGCGGAGCCUCAAAGAGUUACUACAAAGAAAGAGCACACGCUGAAGGAAAAGAAAAUCUCCAUGAAAGAGAAACAGUCCAUACUGAGAUCCCAGGACACUUCGGACUCAAACCGAGCGCUCCAGGCAGACCUUUUUAAAGCGUCUUCUUUAGGGCGACUGAAUAUGAAAGAACCGUCAACAGAAACGUCCCAGCAGCAAAACUCUCUCAGUGGGCUAUCGGAGACAGAAAGACGGACAGAGAAACAGAAAUCUCCUUUCUCAAAGCUGUCCGCUCAGCGAUCAAGCAAAAGAAAGACAACCCUUUCGGCAGAUCAGGACCAAGGCUCAACAGGCGCUCCGGACAAAGAAGCAGCGUCGGGCUCUCAAGUCAAGAAAGAAAGGGCUUACAGUCGCUAUGAGCUCCUGAUUAGCAAUGAUAACAUCCACCUGGAUAAGACAGGAAGGUCGACGAAGAGCUCAGACAAAUUGAAAAGCUUGUCCCUAACUAGACGGGGUGACGACUUUCGUACGCAUCAGACACAAGGGGGCGCUGACAACAAACUGGGGCGACUAAUGCAGCGAAUGGGAAAUCUGAUGAAUAAAAAUAAAUAGGCACAUCCGGUAGGGGGCGCUGGUCAGUUUGUCCUUUUCUAAGUUGAACCUUUGCAGUUUUGAUCAGUAUGUCCCACUGUGGGACAAUUCAUACAGGUGAUGUGUCAAUCCAUACCUUCAUGAUUGAAGGUAAUUUUCUAUAUUCUACUUAUAGCUUAAUGUGAAUCCAAUGGGAUAAAUCAACAGUAGCAGCAGGGGUCAUAAACUGUCAUGUUUAACAAGAGGCAAAUUGAAAAAUACACAUAAAAUCCAAAAUAAAUGAGAUUCUUCAAUCUUCACAUGUAGCAGACAUACAAAGGAAUCAAAAUUACGUUUUUCAAGAUAUUCCUGACACUAAGUACCAAUAAAGCAGACCUGUCAUCAUAGUUCAAAAAUAUAAUAAAAUUUCUACAUUUGCAAAUAAACUAUUUUACUAAAUUAUUUGUGAGAUUUUAGCAUUGACUUUAGCAUGGUGCAAUAGUUGCUAGGACUGUUGCCUUGCAGCAAGACGGUCCUGGGUUGGUACCCCAACAUGUGGCCUUUCUGCAUGGAGACUGCAUGUUCUCCCAGAGCAUGGUGAGUUCCCUCCAGGUACUCCCACUUCCUCCCACAGUCCAAAAACACAACUGUGUGGCUAACUGGUCUCUGUCCAGGGUGUCUCUCAUCCGAUAACCACCGGAGAAAGGCCUCCAGACACCCAUGCCUCUGCAAGCAUAAGAAUUUACAGACAAUGGACAAGAGGGCUGGAUUUUAACAUUUCCAUGAUUAUGUGUCUCAAAAUGUCAUGAAAUACAGAGAAUGAAACGCUUUGCUUACAGGUAAUAGAGAGAAGUAGGAAGGGAGGAAACUGCUACAUGUAGACAGCAGGGAUACGGAGAGAUGAAAGGUCAAAGAGAAGUUGAGGCUUCUCUCUCUUACGUUGUGUUGUUGCUUGGAUCCCGUACCCAACCCUGAUGUUUACACACCUAAGGUUUACAUAUCUGCACUUUGCAAGUUUUUCUGUUGAAGAGUAUUUUUAUUUUUAUUAAAAGUGUUGCAGUAGUUCUACUGGACAAGAAAUCUGUAACUAAAGCAGGGAUUUUCUAAUAAUAUUGAAACAGUAAGCUUCAACGUGUCCCAAAUAAAUCCAUGUAAAUAUUAAAUAUUACUGUACAGUUAUGGUAAAAAGAAAGUACUUUUCCAUUUUGCUUCAUCUUUGUUUUAAUAAAUUAUGAUGUGGUGAAA
Xiphophorus couchianus (Monterrey platyfish) is the source of this 4032-nucleotide messenger RNA. RefSeq names its product protein FAM83B-like. The transcript has 5 exons. The coding region runs from base 163 to 2829 and encodes 888 amino acids. Lineage: Eukaryota; Metazoa; Chordata; Actinopteri; Cyprinodontiformes; Poeciliidae. The record is from RefSeq and is a predicted model, not a curated record. Gene Ontology annotation, biological process: signal transduction. Gene Ontology annotation, molecular function: protein kinase binding. Gene Ontology annotation, cellular component: cytoplasm; membrane.